This is a messenger RNA of Onthophagus taurus, 3050 nucleotides long. It is a transcript of the gene Sec5, whose product is annotated as exocyst complex component secretory 5. Gene Ontology annotation, biological process: Golgi to plasma membrane transport; exocytosis. Lineage: Eukaryota; Metazoa; Arthropoda; Insecta; Coleoptera; Scarabaeidae. Gene Ontology annotation, cellular component: exocyst. The record is from RefSeq and is a predicted model, not a curated record.
ACGCGUUAUGGCGCCAUCUAUUGAGUAUAUCAUUUAACUCGUACAGUUGUCAAAAUUUACAAUAAUAUCUUAAAAUCGGUGUAUUUUUGUAUGAUUAUUCAGGUAUAAAUGAGGGAUAUAAAGCGGAAAUAAAGCCUGCAAGAUGAUAUGAAUCAACGUCAGUUAGAAAUGUAACGUUUACGCCCACAAUGAAAACAUAACCUCAACAGUUCCUGCUAAAAGUUUUAUCUUUAUGCGAAAAUGGUUCUACCACCGAUUGUUACGGGUUUAUCCCCCAACGAGGGGCCUCCUGGAACACGCGUUACAAUCCGAGGUGAAAAUUUCGGUCAAAGACCCACCGAUUUAAUUGGAUUAACAAUUUGCGGGCAUGAUUGUUUAUUAUCUGCCGAAUGGAAAGCCCCUAGCAAAAUAAUAGCCAUUUCUGGUCCAGGGAAAGGUUUUGGAGAUAUCAUUGUAACCACAAAAUUAGGAGGUAAAGGUACUUGCAAUGUCCAUUUCAAAGGUUAUUACGAACAUAUUGGCCCCAUGAAAGAAAGCGCCGUUUGGGUGGAAGAAAAACCUUUUCACACAUUUCGUCAUUCCUUAUCAGCAAGUAGUAUCCAAAUAGAUGACCCAUUAGGGUUAUCCGAUGAAAGCAACGAGAAAAAAAUCCCUGAAGAUGACCUUAACGAUAAAUUCCCAGGAAGUUCUGGUGAUUUAACCUCAGAAAAUUUCUCACCAUGUCGAUUUUUAUACGAAAACCAUCACAAAACCAAUUUUAACGACCUACAAGCUGGGUUGUUGCAUUUAAGACGCAAAGUGGAUGGCCAAAAAGAAGGGAGAUUAUCAUUUUUAAAGACAAACAUUUCCGCUGUACUUGAUCAAAUAGAUACAUUAAUGGUGCUUAAAGACAAAUUCGAAAAAGACGUCAAAGAAUAUUCGCCUGAACCCACAUUAAAAUUUGAAAAAGCUAUAAGAGAAUCCCAAAGAGAAGCAGGGAAAUUAUACACAGAUCUUUAUACAAGAGGCGAAAGGGUCGAAAGUACAAGAAACGCGCUUAAUGUCUUAACACGCUUUAAAUUCUUAUUUUCCCUCCCGUGUUCGAUCAACAGAAACGUCAAAAAAGGGGAUUACGAUAUCAUUAUAAACGAUUAUAUGAGAGUGAAAAAUUUAUUUUUAAAGCGAGAUAUACCGAUAUUUCAAACAGUUUUACAUUUAAUCGAAGACAAAAUAACUGAAAUCAAAGAAAAACUUCACCAAAAAUUAGUUACAAUGCCGAUUACUGUGGAGGAACAAAAAAAACUUAUUCGGUACUUAGUAAAUUUGGACAGCAAUUUUGAGCCGGCUUGGGACGCGAUUUUAUUUCGAUCAAAGUACCUCGUAAAUCGCAUGGAGGAAUGCUACAAAGAGCACAAAGCUAUCAUCGCGGACGAUAUGCGCAAAUCGAAAAGCCCCCACGCUGCUAAAUAUUCCAAAUACAACGCGUCUCAAGACGCUAACGCUUGCCCACAAAACAUUUUUUAUGUCGAGGAAUUAUCUUCGUUACUUUCCGAACUUUUUCCAGACAUUUGGAAACUCGGCCAAGCUUAUUUUAUAGGCGAACUACACGUUAAAGUUGAACCAGGGCAUAAAACAGCUUUUAAGCAUACAGUACUAAAUAUAAUGGAAGCUUAUUGUAAAAGACUUAGAGCGGCUUUAAUACCUCAUACACUAGAUAAAACAUCGGAUAAAACAAAUUACGGCACAUGGUCGAUUCCGGAUAUAGAUACGAUGGCGAUCUAUCUACCGGAAUGUUUAAAAUACGUAAGAUCGGCUUAUUCGAUAUUAUUUAAAUUGGAUUUGCCAAGCGAAGCAUUAGAUAUAGUUUUAACGUUUAUAUUAGAUUUGCGAAUUCACUGUAUGAGUAUAGUGUUUAAGAAAACGAUCGAAAAUGUGAAAGAAUAUGAUAAACAAGAAACGUGGAAAGUUGAGAUAUCGGAAAGUCACUGUGGGAUAACUGAAUUGCCAUUGAAAUUUGAACAGGCAAUUCAACAGUUAAUUCAGUCGAUUUCCGAACCUGUUUUUGAAGCGGAAGCGAGAGAGGGACUUUUGGUUGAUAAUAUUUCGGCUCGAAAAGAAUACGAAAAACAAUUAGAUAAUUUAUUAACGGCUUUUUAUAAUGUUUUAACAAAUUUGGUUUUGAAGAGUCCUGAAAAUGAUGAAGACGACGAUGAAAAUCAAACGGCGAUUGUUUCACAAUUAAUUGGAACGCCAACUACGGUUGUAUAUAAAUCGCGUGGUAAAAGUAAUAUUCCGAUUAGGGAGCGAAGAUUAUUGAUGACCUUAGCGAAUUGUCAAUAUACGAGUAACGUAGUUUUAACGAACAUAGUUCGCUUAUUUACAAAAAGUAAUUACCAAAUACCGCAUCAAAUGAUUAAAAAGACGGAAGAAAAUUUUAAAUCUUUGGAAACAUCGAUUUUAGAGAAUUAUUUAGAACAGAAAAGCGAUCCGUUGGUGGGCACAAUAGAACCAUCUAUGUAUUUAGGCAGAUUCGAUUGGCACACAAACUUUACACCGGUUGAUAUACGACCAUACGCUAAAGAAUGUAUCAACAAUUUAAUUCAUGUACACUUUGAAGUAAAUAGCGUUUCAUCCAAAUUAGUCGAUAGUAUUCUUCCACAAGUCGUUCAAACAAUAGCCGAAGAGCUUUAUAGGUUAAUGAGUUGUGUUCAAAAAUUUAGUUUAGCAGGAGCCCAACAGGCUUUAAUUGAUAUUGGAGCUUUACAAGAAUUUUUUGAAGCUUAUUCUACCGAGAGAGCUAAAAAUUUUUUUAAAGAAGCCAUCAAAUUAAUUCCAACUUUAAACGAACAACAAUCAGAGAUCAUUAAGGAAGUGUUAAAAGAAAGCCGAAAGAAAAUGCGCCUCCAAAUUUUGUGUCUGCAGAAAUCAUAGCCAUAAAAAUAAAAAACAACAUAAUACUUAAACUAAUAAAAAUGUAAAUUACUUGUAAUAUUAUUGUAAAAUUAUUGCCAUACAUACAAAAUGGAUUUAGAUAUUAUUUUUAAAGGAUGAAUGAGAAUAUUUAAAAAAUA